Messenger RNA from Nicotiana tabacum (common tobacco), 4067 nucleotides. Its product is annotated as ABC transporter G family member 28-like. Lineage: Eukaryota; Viridiplantae; Streptophyta; Magnoliopsida; Solanales; Solanaceae. Gene Ontology annotation, biological process: transmembrane transport. Gene Ontology annotation, molecular function: ATP binding; ATP hydrolysis activity; ABC-type transporter activity. The record is from RefSeq and is a predicted model, not a curated record. Gene Ontology annotation, cellular component: membrane.
AUCUAACGGUCCAUAAUACAAAAUCAUGCCAUCUCUCUCCAGUUCUCCUAUUUCCCCUCCCCGCCAUUUCUUCCCUCCGAGAAAUCACCAUUCUCCUUCUUCCACUUUCCUUUCCCCAUAUCCAAACCCUAGCUUUCUCUCCAUUUUCAUCAACCAAAAUUUACCAUAUCUCACCUGAAAAAUCCAUCUAUUGUGAUGGUCUUUGAUGAAAAUGUGCAGACAAAAAGGCAAAAAUACAAAAAUGCCUUGCUUACCAAUUUUUUGCUUUGCAUCAUCUCGACGAAUCACAUUGCGACAGCACAGCAGACCGGUAACUCCGGGUCGGCUCAGCUCUUGACCCAGGUCCUUUAUAGCAGUUUCAGCAAUUUCACCUCUUUAUUUGACCCUGGCGUUACCAAGGAAUUGGGGUUUUGCAUCGAAGAUGUGGAUGCUGAGUGGAACGCGGCUUUUAAUUUUACAGACAACACAGAUUUUUUGACAGCAUGUGUUAGACAGACAAAAGGUGAUGUAAUAAAGCGGUUGUGUACAGCAGCAGAGGUAAAGUUCUAUUCUCAACUUUUAACGCAAGGCGCUGGAAGAGGAAACCUGAAACCUAACAAGAAUUGUAAUCUGGUAUCAUGGGCUUCUGGAUGUGAGCCAGGAUGGGCAUGUAGUGUUGGAAAAGACAUGCAGGUUGACCUUAAAAAUUCAAAGGAAAUGCCACCUAGAAUUCUUGAUUGUCAACCUUGUUGUGAAGGUUUCUUCUGUCCUCGUGGUCUCACCUGCAUGAUACCCUGCCCAUUAGGCGCGUAUUGUCCUCUUUCAAAACUCAAUAAUGAUACUGGUGCAUGUGACCCGUAUCGUUAUCAACCUCCUCCGGGACAGUCAAAUCAUAGUUGUGGUGGAGCAGAUGUCUGGGGUGAUUUUGUGAGUACUACUGAACUAUUUUGUUCAGCGGGAUUUUACUGUCCAACUACUACCGAGAAGAUUCCUUGCACUAAAGGCCAUUACUGUAGAGCUGGUUCUACAUCUCAAUCAAGCUGCUAUAAAUUAGCUAUUUGUGAAUCACAGACAGCAAAUCAAAAUAUCACAGCUUAUGGUAUUAUGUUUUUUGGUGCAAUCACACUUAUACUUCUCAUUAUAUACAACUGUUCUGGCCAAGUGCUGAGCAGCAGAGAGAAAAAACAAGCAAAGUCCAGGGAACGUGCAGCAAAAAGUGCAAGGGAGACCGUACAAGCACGUGAGAAAUGGAAAUCUGCUAAAGAGAUUGCUCGCAAGCAUGCAACUGGUCUACAAUCUCAAUUGUCAAGGACAUUCUCCCGAAAAAAAUUUGUAAGUCAACAGGAUCCGCAUAAGGCGCCCAGUCAUGCUAGGUCUCGUUCAGAAGCUGCCUUACCCCCAUUGCCCUUAGGUAUGUCUCAUGCCAAAGCUAAAAAGCAAACCAACCUCACAAAGAUGGUUCAAGAGCUUGAAGAAAAUCCUGAUAGUCAUGACGGUUUCAAUAUUGAUAUUGGGGACAAAAAUAUGAAAACACCUGAGCAAGUUGGGGACAAAAAUAUGAAAAAGCCCAAGGCUAAACAGUUGCAUACCAAGAGUCAAAUCUUUAAAUAUGCAUAUGGUCAAAUUGAAAAAGAAAAAGCCCUGCAGGAGCAGAAUAAGAAUUUGACCUUUUCUGGUGUAAUCUCAAUGGCAAGUGAGAUUGAGAUAAGAACUAGACCUCCCAUUGAGGUGUGUUUCAAAGAUUUGACACUUACUUUGAAGGGGAAAAACAAGCAUUUAUUGAGGUGCGUAUCAGGGAAAUUAUCACCUGGCCGUGUUUCUGCUGUUAUGGGUCCAUCUGGUGCUGGAAAGACAACGUUUCUGUCUGCAUUGACUGGUAAGGCUGCUGGGUGUACCACGACUGGUGUGAUUCUCAUAAAUGGGAAGCCCGACCCGAUGCAGUCAUACAAGAAAAUUAUUGGCUUUGUACCUCAAGAUGACAUAGUACACGGAAAUUUAACGGUGGAGGAGAAUCUUUGGUUUAGUGCUCGGUGCAGAUUGGCAGCUGAUUUGCCUAAACCAGAAAAGGUUUUAGUUGUUGAAAGAGUCAUAGAGUCCUUGGGAUUGCAACCCGUGAGAGAUUCUCUUGUGGGGACGGUGGAGAAGCGAGGCAUCUCUGGGGGUCAAAGGAAGAGAGUCAAUGUUGGGCUGGAAAUGGUUAUGGAACCUUCUUUGUUAAUCUUAGAUGAACCCACUUCUGGUUUGGAUAGCUCUUCAUCUCAAUUAUUGCUUAGAGCACUCCGUCGUGAAGCUCUUGAAGGAGUGAAUAUAUGCAUGGUGGUGCACCAACCAAGCUAUACUUUGUUCAGGAUGUUUGACGAUUUGAUACUUCUAGCCAAGGGUGGCCUUACAGUAUAUCAUGGACCAGUGAAAACAGUUGAAGAGUACUUUGCAGGCAUUGGAAUAACUGUACCUGAUCGUGUUAACCCUCCUGAUCACUUCAUUGAUAUUUUAGAAGGAAUUGUUAAACUUCCGAACACAGCAGUGAACUAUAAAGAUCUUCCUCUCAGAUGGAUGCUUCAUAAUGGUUACCCCGUACCACCAGACAUGCUAGAUUCUUCUGGUUCAAGAGCAUCUUCGGUUGGAGAAAAUUCAGCUGAUGGAGCAAGUCCUGCAACUGCUACCUCCGAUCAAUCUUUUACUGGAGACCUGUGGUCAGAGGUCAAAUCCAAUGUUGAACAAAAGAAAGACCGCAUGCGAUACAACUUUUUGGCAUGGAAGGACUUGUCCAAUCGGAGAACCCCUGGUGUAUUGUUCCAAUAUAAGUAUUUCCUUGGAAGAGUCGGCAAGCAGCGAUUGCGAGAAGCCAGGAUGCAAGCAGUUGAUUUUCUUAUUCUAUUGCUUGCUGGAAUCUGUUUGGGAACACUUGCUGAAGUGAGUGAUGAAACCUUCGGAACUAUGGGGUACCUUUACACCGUCAUUGCAGUUCCUCUUCUCACCAAGAUUUCAGCUUUGAGAUCAUUUUCUCUAGAUAAAUUACACUACUGGAGAGAGAGUGCAUGUGGCAUGAGCAGUUUGGCAUACUUUAUGGCUAAGGAUACCAUUGACCAUAUCAGCACAAUUAUAAAGCCUGCAGUUUAUCUAUCAAUGUUCUACUUCUUCAAUAAUCCAAGAUCUUCCAUUUUGGAUAAUUAUAUCGUCUUGCUUUGUGUUGUAUAUUGUGUUACUGGGAUAGCGUAUGCACUUGCCAUCUACUUCAACCCUGGUCAAGCUCAACUGUUGUCGGUGUUGCUACCAGUUGUUUUAACUCUCGUAGCUAGACAGGACAGUAGCUCAAUAAUGGGGAAAAUAGGAGAUUAUUGCUAUACAAAGUGGGCCAUGGAAGCAUUUAUAAUUGCAAAUGCAAAGAGGUACUCUGGAGUGUGGCUGAUCACAAGAUGUGGUGCACUAAAGCAAAAGGGCUAUGCACUUGAUCAUUGGUAUCCUUCCUUAAUAUCACUCCUGCUUCUUGGUGUUAUCAGUCGCUGCGUAGCAUUUGUCCUUUUGGUAACUUUCCAGAAAAAAUAAGUCUUGUGUUGUUGCUCUCUUGCUUCAUCGGUUGGCAUACUAUUAGCACAAACGAGAAUGCCAGCUUACAGGCUCACCACCAUGCCGAAAAAUGUUGGGAAGCCUCUUCAAAGUUGGGUCCCUUGUGAAAAUUAUUGCACAUAACCUAGAUAUGAUUCUUGCCAAAAGUGUAAUUUACUCAAAACAAACUGUAUAUGGCAGCAAGAGUCUAUCAAAAGGUUAGAUGUUAUCAUUCUUUGUUUGGCCAAAAAAAAAAGUGUAACAUAUGUGCUAGUAGUAGUUUCUGUUGGAGAUUGAUGCUACCUGCUUCCUGGGCCUCAUGAUGUAGCUAUAAUCAUCAAGAGAGAUAACCGAGAAUGUCGUCUCGUCUUUGUGAAGUUGUCAAGGAUAUGACUGAGAAUACACUUCAGAAUUUGAGGGUGUACCCAAAAGUUGAUGUAGAUCAAGAUACAAAACAUCAAAUUAUAGAAAUGGCAACUGCAGCCAAAUGUCAUAAUGCCAACUUGUUGACAGCAUAAAUUCAGUUUUGAGUAGGCAGUAUA